This is a messenger RNA of Chroicocephalus ridibundus (black-headed gull), 6214 nucleotides long. It is a transcript of the gene SLC41A1, whose product is annotated as solute carrier family 41 member 1. Bases 1171 to 2718 code for a protein of 515 amino acids. The transcript has 11 exons. Gene Ontology annotation, cellular component: plasma membrane. Gene Ontology annotation, molecular function: monoatomic cation transmembrane transporter activity. The record is from RefSeq and is a predicted model, not a curated record. Gene Ontology annotation, biological process: monoatomic cation transport. NCBI's taxonomy places the organism in Eukaryota, Metazoa, Chordata, Aves, Charadriiformes, Laridae.
GAACGCAGGAAGCGAGGACCUUUCAGCUCCUCUCUGCCAGAUGCUCUCACCUGGCAGAAAGCCCUAGGCACGUACCUGACUGAGGUUGACCUGUGUUUGUCGCAGCUUGCACAGCACGUGGGUCACAUGUGAACACCGUUGGGAGCAGUAGUCAUUUGGACCUUGGAAAAAGGAUGGUGACAGUUUUGUUUGCUUCCAGGCUGGUAAAACAGAACUUCCAUGGUCUGCAUUUCUUCUCCCAGAUCAGGACCAGAUUAGGGUCAGCUGCUAAUGUUGCCUGCCCUCAUGAACUGCUUGUGCUCCAGACUGACACCUGUAGGGGUGAAAGACGAGUUCUUGGGGAGUGACGUUAAAUCUGUCCCAAUGCCAGCUCCCACCCGGCAGCCUGCUCAGCUCAGUGAGUAACCUUAGCUGGGAACUUGCUGUUACUUUAAAUAAGAACUCUCGUUGCCUCGUGCUGUAAGGUGAGAAAUUCUUCUGGAAGAGGAGGACGACAGUGACACUUGUAGCUUGCUGGUAUUGCUGGCCAUUUUGUGAGGCAACAAAAAACUGGCUGAAACAGAGCAAAAGCCUGCAGGAGCCUUCAGAUCUAAUUCUGCAAAGGGACACUGCCACUGGAGAAAGUGACAAAGCCCUGGUAGUAAGAAGAGCUUUUCUGGAUUGUAUCAUUUCUAAAAGCCAAUUCCUCUCCUAUCGUCUCUCUGCUUCUUCGUCCCUUUAAGCUUCUGCGUUAUUUGGUGGUCUUCAUCUGUUUUUCUCUCUGCGUUGUGUGCCCCACCAUAGCAGUCGUGCUGCUGGAAGAAGAACUGGAGAAAGAUGCACUAAACUGUCAUACAUCAAAGAGGAAAAGCUUGGAUCCUGUCUUGGUGGCUGCUGUGCCGCACAGCGUUUGAGAGGAGGAGAAUUAGAGUGAACUUGCUGUAGUUCCCGGUUCCUGCAGUGUUCCCUGCUAGCUCAGUGGUUGGUGUCCUCCAUUCCUGGACUUUGCUUGAUGGGGAUCUCUGCUGCAGGAGCAGUCUCUGCGCUCAAAGGCAGGCAAGCAGGGAUAGGAGAGGUCGGCUCUAGAUGCCGGAAAGGCCAUUUGUAUAAGCUCCUGGCAGAAGAUCUCUUCUGGAACAGCCGCUGGCUGUAGGCCCACCAAGCCAAGGGUCGGGAUAGCCUCUCUGCAGCAUGUCUUCCAAGCCAGAGCAGAAAGAGACCCACCAGGCCAAUGGGGCUGUGCUCCCCAUUGUGCCCAUGGACUGUCUCACCAGUCCGGACCGGGGGCAGCUGGUGGAGCCCUCAGAUUUCCUGGGACCUGAUGGUGAUGGGGUUGAAGUGGUGGUGUUGGAGUCCCGUGCCAAUGCUAAAGGGGUGCGAGAAGAAGAUGCCCUGCUGGAAAAUGGCAGCCAGAGCAAUGAAAGCGAUGACACCAGCACAGACCGAGGUCCUGAGCCAGCCUCACCCCUCAAGGAGACCUCCUUUUCCAUCGGGCUGCAAGUCCUCUUUCCAUUCCUUCUGGCAGGCUUUGGGACAGUUGCUGCUGGAAUGGUGCUGGAUAUCGUGCAGCACUGGGAUGUCUUCAAAUACGUGACUGAGGUAUUUAUCUUAGUCCCUGCGUUACUGGGCCUGAAGGGGAACCUGGAGAUGACUCUGGCGUCUCGCCUGUCGACAGCUGCUAAUAUUGGCCAAAUGGAUACACCCAAAGAGCUCUGGAAGAUGAUAACAGGGAACAUGGCUCUGAUACAGGUUCAGGCUACUGUGGUUGGCUUCCUGGCCUCGAUCGCAGCAGUGAUAUUUGGAUGGAUCCCAGACGGGCACUUCAGCAUUGACCAUGCUGUCCUGCUUUGUGCCAGCAGUGUGGCUACUGCUUUCAUUGCUUCCCUUGUUCUGGGCAUGAUUAUGAUUGGGGUCAUCAUUGGAUCUAGGAAGAUGGGGAUCAAUCCUGAUAACGUCGCCACACCAAUUGCUGCCAGCCUGGGGGAUCUCAUCACCCUGGCUCUGCUUUCAGGAAUCAGCUGGGGCUUGUACAAAGAGCUGGAGAGCAAAGCCUAUGUGAAUCCUUUGGUCUGCGCCUUCUUCAUAGCUCUGCUGCCCAUCUGGAUCAUCAUUGCCAAGAAGAAUGCAGCGACUCGGGAGGUGCUGUACUCUGGCUGGGAGCCAGUCAUUAUCGCAAUGGCUAUUAGCAGUGUUGGGGGUUUAAUUUUGGACAGAACAGUCUCGGAUCCAAACUUUGCUGGGAUGGCUGUCUUUACGCCAGUUAUUAAUGGUGUGGGUGGCAACCUGGUGGCAGUGCAGGCCAGUCGCAUCUCCACGUACCUGCACAUGAGUGGGAUGCCUGGAGAGAGCUCCGAAACAGCCCCUCGCAAGUGCCCCAGCCCUUGCAGCACUUUCUUCAGCCCAGAUGUGAAUUCCCGCUCUGCUCGUGUGCUCUUUCUUCUGGUGGUGCCUGGACACUUGGUUUUCCUGUACACCAUCAGCUCCAUGCAAGGUGGACACACUACGCUCACCCUGAUUUUCAUAGUCUUCUACAUGACAGCUGCGCUUCUCCAGGUUCUCAUUCUUCUGUACAUUGCUGACUGGAUGGUGCACUGGAUGUGGGGCAGGGACCUCGAUCCUGACAACUUCUCCAUCCCAUACUUGACGGCGCUGGGGGACCUGAUUGGAACAGGUCUCCUCGCUCUCAGCUUUCACAUCCUCUGGCUCAUCGGUGACCGGGACACUGAUGUGGGAGACUAGCUCUCCCUGCUGCCCCCCCUUCUCACAGCUCUGCUCCUCCUUUCAUUUUGUUGUUGUUUCUUUUCCUCCACCCUUACUCUCCUUUGCUUCCUCCCCCCACCCUGUCUCUCUUGAGACUUCGUCUUUGAUACUGGAUUCUCAUUAUUUUCAAUGGGAAUUUUAUGUGGUUUAUAUUUCAAGCCAAGUUUGUACAGAAAAUAAAUCUAGUUUUAGGAAGGACAAAAAAAAAGUGUAACGAGACAAUCACCAAGUGCAAUUUCGUAGGAGUUAUGUCUGAACCAAGGUUACAGUGAAGAUACUGAUCAGUCAGAUCACACAGGGAGCCCACCUGUCCCUGUCACUAGAGGUGAAGGGCUGCUUUUUUUUCGCUUCAUAAGCGUUUUAAAUACUGGAGGUAAGGUUCAGAUUUAUUUUACUGAACAGGCACCUUCUAGCAAAGUACAACCUCAUGGAGGAGGGCAUGGGGUGUCUCCUGUCUUCUCUGCCCUGUCGCCCUCCUCUCUCGUGUUCGCUCUCUGAAUCCCCCUCCUGCGCCAGCAUCCAAAGCACGAGAGUCUCUGGUAGAAGGAUUACCGAGGAUGGCGAGGAAGGGUCCUCUGUGCCGAAACACCCAUUCCUGUGUGUGCACAGGGAAAGCGCGGGGUCUCGGGUUUGAGGACUGCAGAGCCCUGAAGCCUGGCUGUGAGCAGGCCGGUCUCUGCUGACAGAUUUAGGCUCCCUUUUGCCAACCAUCCGGCAGCGCCUCAAACUGCAGACAACUUGUCCUGCCUCCCGUUGUGAGCAGAGGUCGGUUACUGCUGCCCGCAAAGGGAUGCGCUCUGUGCUUUGUCUGUGAGCUCUCCCCGUCCGUCCUUCUCCCCUUCUGCCUCCCAGUGCUCUGCUGGAGGCUCCCCUUCGUGCUGCUGGGGGCACAGCACUGCUUUCCCGGCAGCCUGCUCAGUUCAGUUGACUUUCCUGGAGGCGAGGGUGGAAAAAUAGAUCCUAUUUUGUGUGUUAAGAUUUUCUUUCAGUUGCUGAGUGCGGCUGACGGGCCCAUUGCAGCCUGGAAGAAGCCUCUCUGGUUGAGCCUGAGACAUUUCAAAUUUGGGAGCAUCAGGCUCUUGGUGUCCGUUAGAAAAGGACGUCCAUGUUCAGCCGCUGGAUUUCUCUCUGUGCAGGCGCCAGCUGGAAAACAGGUCAGCGGGCACAGUCGGAUUUCUGAAGUCCUGGUCCUUCGUGCAGCUUUCUGUAGGGGACUGCAGCGAAGGAGCCCACUUGCCCUUGAGCAGGCGUGUAAAAUCGGGCAUCAGGGUUAGAGCCCACCUCGCAAGCGCUGACUGAGCCCUGCGAGCGCAGUUUUCCCUGCUCUGAUCCUUUCCCCGCUGCUUUUUGCGCUGCUGGGCUCGGUGGUGGCUGAGGCGCCUUCCCUUCUGCUGCUCCCAUGCAGUCUGCAGCCGCCUGACGAGGGAAAACCUGUUCUGGCUGCGUGACUAAGGCGUUUGUAAAUGAUCUUCGGCACUCCACGCUCUUUAGUUUUCCCAUUUGGAUAUAAAUCAAUUCAGUAAACUGAGUGCAGUUUCAUGUAAGCAGGUCUUAUCGACUUAGGAACUUCACCCCGUUACACCGAGUUUAAAUGAUGUGCUGGAGCUGACAGCGCUAUUAAACAUGCUCUAAUGCAUGAAUAUAAAUGGAAUGUGUAAGUGCGCUUGGGGGAAAGCUCUUAACACCUGUCAAGGGGGGAGAAAAUACAGUAUAUCCCAUGGAGCCUAAUUUCAGUGCUGCACUGCCCGAAGCUUGGGGAGCUGCCAGUAUCUUCCCAAACGCUGGGGGAUGCCUAGAGUGUUCGGCGCAGCAACACCUUGUAUCCUGGGCCUGAAAUUACAGCAAAGCUCUCAUGUUCGUUAGCUGUGCAGGCCCGGAGUGCUGUCCCUGCUCUGGACACUACCUGUCCUACUUAUUUGCAGCUCCAGAACACCUGAACGCUGCUGGAUUUGUGGUUGGCUGCUUUUCCUCUUGCUUUAAGCGUGUUCCUCGCAGCGGAACACGACCAUCCUCGAUUGGCCUGGUUUCCUCCUUUAGGCUGACUUCUGUCUUUCUCAUACAAACCAAUGCUUGUCUUCUCCUUUUGGCUCUGUGUCCCAGCAGGGCUGGGCAGCUCUGCUCAGCCGCAAAAUGGUGCGAUGUGGUGCUGGGAAUGUCCAUCUUGAUGUGAAAUAAGGCCAGGUUGGAAGCUCUCUUUGUCACCCUGGCCAACGCCAGAACUAGCUGAGCUCCACAAAGCCCUGCCGCGGUGCAGACAGUUUUGCUUUCUAGGCAAGGGGCGAUUCAUCAGGAACGAUUCCUGCGCCCCUUAAGGUCCAAGUCAAGACCAAAGUUAGUCUGGGAUCGGGCAGUCCCAGCCCAGAGAUCUGCUUGCAGAGCUGGUCCGUACUCUGGGGACGAGGAGGGCCAGGAUCAGUGAGUGGGAAGCCAGCUCUGGAAAGCCACAGGAGCAGCUGUUUCCAAACCAAACAGAGCCGGGCUCUUGCCGGCUCAAGGACCUCUCUGAAGCUGUAGAAGAAUCCUUUCCUGCUCCCAUGGGCAUUCGCUGAGCCCUCCUUCUCCUGCCAAAGCCGUUCACAGUGCUCAGGAGGCGGAGGUGGGAUCCUUGCUCUGUCGGGCUGCUCGCUCUCAGACCCUCAGAAGAGCAGGUGAUAGAUUUUUGAGACGACUUUCCCCCUUUCUACUUUGCUAGUGUAACGUCAGGCUUGCUUUCCCCUUCCUCAUCUUUGCAAGCUGUCCAUUGUGGCAGCAGCUCUGAACCUCGUACCCUCCACCCUGGUGACGUGACUUCUCACACAUCUCCUUUGGCCAAAGCUUUGUUCAAAAACAAAAACAAAAAAAAAAAAAAAAAAAACCACAACCCAAAAAAACCCAACAAAACCCAAGAAACCAACUCUCGGAGUCUGCUGUACUGAAGUCUCACCCGGGGACUUCUGGAAUAUUCUCUGCUGCUCACCUGAUUUCUCUGCCUAACGUUGAGGAAUAGAUAUGAGACUUCCUUCCAUUAACACUUAAUCUUUUAGAUAGAUAGAUAGAUAGAUGAGAAACUUUCCUGGUCUUUUAGGUGUCACAUCACUAUUUAGUUCCCCAAGAAAUGAUUCCCUUGGAGGAAGAACGUACCGUUUGUGGUCUCCUGUGAAAUGAAGAGACCCGGGGGUGACGGAGAGCUGCCACGCUGCCGGGCUGGUGGCAUCCGUACGUUUAUAUAAGGUCUAAGCUGCACACGGGGAAUAGGUCAGGGAAGAAUCUAAUUUAAAAUUGAAGAAUUUUGAUGGUCAAAAACUUUUCCCACCAGUUGCACUCAAAUGCAUGCCUACUAUACAGCUGACUGCAAAUGAAAAAUACUGGUUUACUCUUUUUAUUAAAGGAAAAAGACUGUCUUAAUUAUUUAUAGUUCCUAUAACUGAAUUGACAGAUGUCAACUUAACUGAUAAAUUAUAUUUGGUUAAAUAAAGAUGACAUUUAUUUAUGUGGA